GGUUGCGGAUGGAUAUGUGACACCGAAUGACUGGGUUCAUAACAUUAGACUGCUCACUACUGCCUAUAGUAUACUAGUACUCUGAUGUCAUGAUGGAUCUUAAUGAGACAAACAGCACCGUUUCGACUGCAUCCUUUUACGUGGCUUACGGCGUCCAGGGGAUCAUUUCUGUCAUAGGACUGCUGGCGAACGCUUUCAUCAUCUUCCUCAUCGGACGGUAUCCGGCCGUCAGAAGCGUCGCCAACGUGUACGUAGGGAACCUGGCCGCGGCUGACUUCGGCUUCUGCCUGUACAGCUUGGUACAGACGCCGUUGUCGGUGCUAGAGGAAGACCCGAGCAGGGGUACCGAGAACGACUCGCUAAGCUACCUCAGAGGGUGUGACGUCGGCCGCGUCCUUGCCGUCCUCUUGGCGUCAGCGAGCGUCUUCCACCUGACGGCCAUCGCGGUGGAGCGUCACCACGCCGUCACCAGGCCGCUGGACCACCUGCAGCACAGCACGGUGAGGAAAGCCCUGAGGACGUGCCUUGUCCUCUGGGCGGCAUCCCUUCUCACGGCCGCGCUCGAUACAGUCGUGCGAAACGUCAUCACUCAAAACUGGAACUUCACCACUGAGAGCCUCUUUGAAUGCGUUUAUCUGAAACAUCUUGACUCAAGUGGCACGAAUUCGCUGCUUAUCCUGGCUAUUGUUAUAUUUGUGAUUAUAUAUGUAAUACCAGCUUGUGUGAUGGUACCGUUAUACAUCCGGGUACUUCGGGAAGUCCGACAGUCCAACAGGUUUGCCGCAAGGGAUGACGGGCAGGUUGCCCGGAUGUUGGUCGUCGUCACGGUCUUCUUCCUGGUCUGCUGGCUUCCGUUCCACGUCACUUCCGUUGUCAUCGCGUCCUCUGGUUACCGUGGCGACGAGGAGGCCCUGCACGCGUGCUGGGCGUUCGGAUUGGUCAACUCCGCGGCGAACCCUUUUCUGUACGCGCUUUUGGGACGAAAGUUCCGCGGACAGAUAGAGGUACUGUUAGGCAGCGUCAGUCCUUGCAGAAAGGAAGAGAAGCAGAGACAAAGCACCAGUGUAGAUGCAACUUCUUCCCAGUUUGAAACAACAUACUUAUAG
Molecule: messenger RNA, 1106 nt
Organism: Branchiostoma belcheri (Belcher's lancelet)
Lineage: Eukaryota; Metazoa; Chordata; Leptocardii; Amphioxiformes; Branchiostomatidae
Product: motilin receptor-like
Exons: 2
Coding region: 90-1106 (338 amino acids)
Biological process (GO): neuropeptide signaling pathway
Cellular component (GO): neuron projection; membrane
Molecular function (GO): G protein-coupled receptor activity; neuropeptide binding
Source: RefSeq, a predicted model, not a curated record